Molecule: messenger RNA, 1534 nt
Organism: Canis lupus familiaris (dog)
Lineage: Eukaryota; Metazoa; Chordata; Mammalia; Carnivora; Canidae
Gene: NTPCR
Product: nucleoside-triphosphatase, cancer-related
Exons: 7
Coding region: 496-1143 (215 amino acids)
Molecular function (GO): ribonucleoside triphosphate phosphatase activity
Source: RefSeq, a predicted model, not a curated record
GCGGGGCCCGGGGCACGCUGCGGGGCGGAACCCGGAUGUGACCCAGACCGCGACCCCGGCGGGGGCCCCCACCGGGCCCAGGGGCAUGGCCCGCCACGUGUUCCUGACGGGGCCCCCAGGCAGUGGGGAAGCUGUGAAGAGUGUGGUUGGAGGAAUUUCUGAUACCCAGAGAACUCCGCAAUACUGCAAAAGACUGUCCUCUGGAAGUGGAUUUGUCAGUCCUCUGUCGGAAACUGGGAAUGCCGUUUGCUCAGCAGGCUGGCCCCACACCAUCGACUGUGUUUCAUAACAGAAGUGAUCUGUCACUCUCAUCAUUCCUGCCUGGGCCCUGGCGGUGGCUGGGCCUGAGGUUGGCCAGGAGUUGGAAAAACAACAUUGAUCCAGAAAGCCAGUGAGGUUUUAAAAUCCUCUGGUGUGCCUGUCGAUGGAUUUUACACCGAAGAAGUCAGACAGGGAGGGAGAAGAAUAGGAUUCGAUGUUGUCACAUUAUCCGGCAUGCGGGGAGUUUUGUCUAGAAUUGGGUCAGAGCCUCCGCCUGGAAAACGUGAAUGCCGAGUCGGACAGUAUGUGGUGGAUCUGACUUCCUUUGAGCUCUUGGCACUUCCAGUCUUGAGGAAUGCAGGUUCCAGCAGUGGCCCAGGGCAGAGGGUGUGUGUCAUCGAUGAGAUUGGGAAGAUGGAGCUCUUCAGUCAACCUUUUAUCCAGGCUGUUCGUCAGACGCUGUCCACCCCAGGGACUGUAGUCCUGGGUACGAUCCCAAUACCUAAAGGAAAACCGCUGGCCCUCGUGGAAGAAAUCAGGAACAGAAACGAUGUUCAGGUGUUCAGUUAUUUUAAUCUCACCGGGAGUUCGAUGCUGCCCUCUGGGUCCAUGGACUCCUACAGUUACACGAGUGAGAGAAGGUCUGUCAGCCUCUGGAUCCAAGGUCACCAAGGAAAACAGAAACCACCUUUUGCCAGAUAUUGUGACGUGUGUGCAAAGCAGCAGCAAGUGAAGAUGGUUUGUGUUCCUGUUUCGUGCACUUCAGGAUGCGCUGGUUCACACCAAGCCUCAUCAGUGCCCUGCCUGUCAAGGAUUCAUGCCUUCAGGCUUAUGAAACCUUAUGGGCUUUUCCAGAGAAAGCCUGACAGCUGUUUUCCAUAAAAUGUUUAAAAGAUCAAAUUAGCCCAAAUGCUGGAUUGGCGCGACAAGAUGAACAGUCCACCGCGCUUUAUUUAUGUGGAGAGGUUUCUGUUUAUUUCCUCUUGCAGUUGUGCGUAUGAUUUUGGUAGAUCAUGAAAUGAGAAAUGGUUUUCAGAGUAUUAGAUGGAACUUGCCCCCACUGAAGUUUAUAAGGGUGUUCUGGGGAAGGGGGAGGGGAGCGUUCGCUAUCUAAUCAGUUCUGCACAUAAUGAAAAUUAAAGCCCUCUCCAGGUGCAGCUUUGGCUUAAAACUGGUUACUUCAGAGAAAAGCCAUGUGAGGUCCUCCCCACCCGUCUCAUUGUUUAUUUGAUUGCUUAUUGCUUAAUAAAAUACAACUAAAUGUGGUUGCAAA